Antechinus flavipes (yellow-footed antechinus) is the source of this 9276-nucleotide messenger RNA. It is a transcript of the gene CASP3, whose product is annotated as caspase 3. The transcript has 7 exons. Lineage: Eukaryota; Metazoa; Chordata; Mammalia; Dasyuromorphia; Dasyuridae. Gene Ontology annotation, biological process: proteolysis; neuron differentiation; positive regulation of apoptotic process. The record is from RefSeq and is a predicted model, not a curated record. The coding region runs from base 599 to 1429 and encodes 276 amino acids. Gene Ontology annotation, cellular component: cytoplasm.
UCAUUUUACCUAGGGAAAUGGGGAGACAGCUGGGGUAGAGGUCCAAGCAGCUUCUUAGUUAUCAACCCGGACAGAUCGCUCCAAAGCAGAAUCCGGGCGUCUAGUAGAACUCAAAUUGGGCGCCAAUGCGACCCUGCCCACCGUGCGUCAGUAUGCAGGCGUGUGCGUAGGGCGGGGAACGGGGGAACGGAGGCCCGGAAGGGCUGGAGCGAGACCUUCUCGAAGACGAAGUAGCCCAGGCCGAGGUGGAGCUUAUGUUGGAGACACAACGGAGGCGGGGCUUAUCCAGACUCCCUGGAAAAAAAGCGUAGCUUGUCACUCACGGGAGAAGGGGCCGGAUUUAGCCUAUCUCUGGAGGAAAGAGUGGUGAGGUGGAGACAGAGGCGGGGCCCACCCGUUAAACGUGAGGUGGGGAGAACUGCCCGUGCUUUUUGCUAGAGGUCUGGGACAGUUGUGCUUCCCGCCGCCACUGCAGACGAACAAGACUGGCAGGGGGAGGGGGCUAGCGCAUCUUGCGGAGCUCUGGCCGUAGUUCCCGGGCAGUCUGCUGUGCUGCCGAGGUGAAUUCGGGCGUUGUGCGUUAGUUGAUAGAAGCACCAUGGAAAAUACUGAAAUUACAAUCGAUUCAAAGUCCUCCAAAAGUUCAGGAUUAAAGAUCUUCCAUAGUAGCAAGUCUGUGGAAUCUGGACUGUCAUCAGACAGCUAUAAAAUGGAUUAUCCAGAAAUGGGGUUAUGUGUAAUCAUAAAUAAUAAAAAUUUUCACCCAAACACUGGCAUGUCAUUUCGUUCUGGGACUGAUGUAGAUGCAGCACAUCUUAGGGAUACAUUCAAAAGCUUGAAAUAUGAAGUCAGAAAUAAAAAUGAUCUGACAUGUAAAGAAAUAAUUGAAUUACUUUACAAUGUUUCUAAAGAAGAUCACAGCCAAAGGAGCACUUUUGUUUGUGUGAUUCUAAGUCAUGGUGAAGAAGGAAUCAUCUUUGGAACAGAUGGAUCUGUUGAACUGAAAAGAUUAACAUAUUUCUUUAAAGGUGAUAAGUGUAAAAGUCUUACAGGAAAACCAAAGAUUUUUAUCAUUCAGGCAUGUAGAGGCACAGAGUUGGAUUGUGGUAUUGAGACAGAUAGUGCCACUGAUGAGGAUGUAACAUGCCAGAAAAUACCUGUUGAGGCAGACUUCUUAUAUGCAUAUUCUACAGCCCCAGGUUAUUAUUCUUGGAGAAAUUCAAAGGAUGGUUCAUGGUUUAUCCAGUCACUUUGUGCAGUGUUGAAACAGUAUGCUCACAAACUUGAAAUCAUGCAAAUCCUUACCAGAGUCAAUCGGAAGGUCGCCACAGAGUUUGAAUCUUACUCCUUAGAUGCUACCUUCCAUGCAAAGAAGCAGGUGCCAUGUAUCAUGUCCAUGCUUACCAAGGAACUCUAUUUUUUCCCCUAAGAACAUCCAUGCAUUUUCAUUUGCAUGCCAAACCAGUGAAUGAUAAAUCUGAGGGCUACAUUUCCUUGGUAAUUUUAAUUGAACACCUUGAGCCUAAUACAGUAUGGCAAUGAGUGGGUUUGGGAGCUUGGGAGAGAAUCACUAUUUCUCCGUUUAAUAGAACCAACACAUUGCUACCUCAAAUUUAGGGAAUUGAAACCAGCUGAUUAGGGUUUGAUAUAUUUACUUUGAAAAGAAAAACAAAUAGACAUUUGUUAUAAGAAGAAACUAUUAUAUCUUCAAAACUUUAAAAGUAAUUACAGACUUAGGGAACAGAAUCCUCAAUGAAAUAGUCAUGGGCUUUGAAGGGAUUGUGGAAAAAUUAACACAUUUACAAAUGUAUUUUUGAAUAUGUUAACAUGAAAUGUAGCAUGGCAUAAUGGCUAAAAGGAUAGCCUUGGAGCCAAGAAGACAUGGUUUGCAGCACUGUCUGAGAUGUGUUCUCUGGGCAAGUCACUUGAUUUAUCAAUAUUCCAGGCAGUAAAGACUGAUCAACAGAAGUAGAAUGAGUUUCCAUUCUGGGAGUUUCUUCACAGACAGGUGAGACUUAGUCAUUCUGACCCAGAUUUUUUUAACUGAAUUUGUGUUCAGUUUUUGUCAAAUGACUGAAAAUGCUUUCAGAACUUCUGCCAUAAUCAUGGUAUGGCUAGAUACCAUACCAUGUUUUUAAUUGCAAAAUUCAUAUUUAGAAUUAAACAAGGGAGACCAUAGAUGAAGUUUGUUUAAUAUGUAACAAUUUUACUCCGUUUCUGAACACAUAAGGGACAUGGGGCUAGGUUUUUUAUCUAUCAAAACUAACUUGAAUAUUAAAUUUAGAAACCAGAAUUAUAUUUGAGCAAAAAUGUGGAUGAGUUCAGAUGCUGUCUUUGAGCCAUACAUAAUCAUCUAGUGCAAGCAGGAUUCAUUCCUAAGCCAAGGUAUUUCAAUGCACCUUGUUUACCAGAGGGAUGCUUGUCCCCACACUGAUCAGAUGGGCUGACUUGUCAGUUAGCCGGAAGGCAUCUAAUGACCUGCUGUGUGAAAAACUGAAAAAUGACUGACUCUGAGCAACACAAAUUUAAUAGAUGCUGGAGAUACAAUUUGAAGCAACAUGGUAUUUAUUAAAGUCAUUUGAAAACUGAUCAAUGGCCUAAUCAUCAGAGGCUUGGCUCACAAAAAUCAAUGAGGUCAUGAAAUCCUUACUUGAAUGGAGUUAUUGACAGGAAGAAGUACAAACUGGAUCUUCAGAUCAAUGGAAAAAAUGGUUCUGAUGACAGCUUCUCAAGUCAACAUCAGUCUUAAUGUACAAAGAACAAACCAAAUAGACACAAGAUCAAAGUUUUCCAAAGAUGGCUGAGACCUAUCCAAAUAUUUGGCACUCUUUAUUGAAGAAUAUCUGUUUGUUAAGUUAUUUUCAGAGACAUUUAUAAUGAUGAGAAAACAGUAGCAAGACUUCAUUUCUUUCUAAAACCUUUGGCCGAUUUACUGAACAUAGACUCUAAAAUAGACUCAUAGAUCUAGAACUGAAAGGAACCUCAGGGGUAAAGCCACCUAGUCCAACUACGUUGUUUUAUUAAAAAGGCUGUGAGAUUGAGUGACUUGUCUAAGACCACACUAGUAAAGAGCCUGUGAAUACAGCCCUCUGUCUCCAGACCAUUAUGCUCUAUCCACUCAGCUGUCCUUAGGCCGUUUUCUUUUACAGGUGAGAAAAAUAAGGCAAAAAGAAGUGCAAUGAUUAGCAUAAGAACAGCAUUAGUGAGGAGCUGAGAUCCAGGUCUCUUGAUUCCUACUUAAUGUCAUCAACAAUCUUUUUGUCUGGUGAUUUUUAAUUGUACUUGAGGGUGGGGAAAGCCCAGACUUACAAGUGGUGAUAUUCCCCUUUUACUGGUGCAUAAAUGAUGUUUCUAAUUUAUGUAAUUUAAAUAUAGCAUGUAAUUGUAAAUGGUACUUGGUUAUAUUUGUGUGACUACUUUUACAAUAAAGAUGUGUUACUUAAGAGUGUUUUUACUUCUAAAAAUAAUUUCUAUAAAAUUCCCUCAUUUCUCUCCCCCUUUUUUAAAAUUUGAAACAAAACUCUUAUUUUUCUCAAAACAUACUUGAAAUUGGAGUAUCAUCCACUGAAUAUAUACUUGGCACUGCUGAUAGCAAACUGUGUUCUGGUGUUUUUAGUAUAUAGGAUUAAUAAUAAGGAUAAUAAGAUGUAAUUAAUUAUAUAAUUAAUAUAAGAUGUAAUUAAUUAAUUAAGAUAUAAUAAGGAUAAUUAAGAAUAAGGAUAAUAAUCUAAUAAGGAUUAAAUCUAUAGGGUAGAUCAGUGGUUCUCAAACUUUUUUUUUCCUUAUCUUUAUCCUAUUAAAAAUUAUUGAGGAUCUCUCCAAAGCGUUUUUGUUUAUCUGGGUUAUAUUUAUAGACAUUUAUCAUAUUGGAAAUAAAAACUAUUUUUGAAUUUGUAGACUCUGUAAAAGAGUUUCAGAGAUUCCCCAGGAUUCUCUAGACCAUACUUUGAGAACCAGUGGGGUAGAUCAUUUGUUCACUGAUUAUUGUGUUUCUAGGCAUUGUACCAAGAGCGGGAAUACAAUUUCAAAAACAGAGACAAUUACUUCUCAAGGAAUUUACAUUCUAAUGGGGGAAAACAUCCAACUCUACAAUUCUUGUACUCAGGGAUAUAUUGUGAACUUCAUAAUGAAGAAAAUAUUUUAUUCCCCUAAAGGUUUUACCAUUGAAUCUUCUAAAUUAGUCAGGAAGUUUCUUAUAGAGUGGCAUAAUGGAACACAAUAGCCAACCAACAUCAUAAUCCUGACUAGCCAUUUUCAUUUUUAAAAAAACAAGUAGUUUUUGACGUCUUAAAGAUUUUUAUGUACACUUUUUCCUCCUUCUUUCCCCAAUUACAAUCAGUCUAAUCUAAAUUAUACCUGUACAAUCAUAUUAAGCAUAUUUCCACAUCAGUCAUGUUGUGAAAGAAGAAUCAGAACAAAAGGGAAAAAUGAGCAAAAAGUAAUAGUUCAAUUUGCAUUCAAACUCCAUAUUUCUUUCUCUGAAGUCAAUACAGGACUACUAUUCUCCGAUAUCUCUAUUUACUAUGCCAGUAUCUCUGAGAAUGUAGAACAAGGCAAUAAAGAACAUUCCCUGGGGAUGUGGGAAAACUGGGACAAUAGUGUAUUGUUUGGUGAAGUUAUAAAUUGAUCCAACCAUUCUGGAGACUAAUUUAAAACUACCCAGAGAACUCAAACUGCAUACUCUUUGAUCCAGCAAUGUGUCUAUUAUAUCCUAAAGAGAUUAUAAAAAAGGAAAGGAAUCCUAUAUGUAAAAGUGUUCGUAGUGACAAGGAACUGGAAACUGAGUGAAUACCCAUCAAUUGGGAAAUGUCUGAAUAAAUUACGGUAUCUGAAUGUAGUAGGAUAUUGUUCUAUAAGAAAUAAUGAUUUCAGAAAGACCUGGAGAGAACUACAUGAACUGAUGCUAAGUAAAGUAAGUAGAACUAAGAAUAUUGUACACAGCAAUGUGAAAGAUUAUGUGAUGAUCAGUUGGGAUGGACUUGGUUCUUUCAACAAUGAAGUUAUUCAAGACAAUUCCAGUAGACUUGUAAUGGAGAGAACCCUCUAUAUCCAGGGAGAGGACUCUGGGGACUGAAUGUGGAUCAAUCACAACAGUAUUUUCACCUUUUUUGUUUGCUUUUUUUUUCCCUCUCGUUUUUUCCUUUUUGAAAAGAUUUUUCUUGUGCAACAUGAUAAAUAUGUAUAGAAGAAUUGCACAUUUAACCUAUAUUGGAUUACUUCCUGUCUAGGGGAGGGAGUACUGGAAAAGGAGGGAGAAAAAUAUGGAACACAUGGGUUUGCAAAGGUGAAUGUUGAAAACUAUCUUUGCAUGUAUUUUGAAAAAAUAAAAAGCUAUUAUAAAAUGUGUAUAUAUAUAAAUAUAUAUACGUACACAGACUUGGCACGCAUGCACGCACAUAACUACACAUAGACACAUACACAAACAUUCCAUGGAUCUUAAGUUAGACUAUUCUUGCUGGGAUGCAUUGAAUUUGCUGAUUAAGCAAGAAAAGGGAAGUUGUGUGCCUAUUCUCCAAGAAUGGAACUUGCCCUCUAAGCUCUUCUCCAAAAAAACCACAACCUCCCCAAAUUCACAUGCAAUACAAAAAUUGUUUCACAGCCUUGUGCUAAAUAAAAAGAGAGAUACCCUUCCAUAGGGUUCUGCUCUAAUGUCUUAUUGCUAUGUAGUUCUUUAUGUAUAUUUGGUAGGUUUUUUCAUUUAGGAAAGGCUUUGAGAACAUUUUCUGGCAUCAGAAAAUGACUCUUUUCCAAGGUCUAGCUAACUACAGGGAGUUUAUUUUCCGCAAGAUAAUUAUCCUGAAUACAUUUAAAUGUAAAACUGGAAGCUGCUGGCCAUGGUUAAAACAGAGUAAGUUUUUGUUACUAACGUGAGAGUCAUUUUGGAAUAAUCUGUAUGAGAUCAUAAACUUGAUUUGGUUGAGUAAGAAAAAAGAAAGGAAGCAAGGAUUUAUUAGGUACCUAGUAUAAGCCAAAUAUCACUAAGAGCUUUAUUCAUUUUAUCCUUAACAACACCCUUGCAGGUGAGUUAGCUAGAUGUUUAACUUGCCUAGAGAUACAGGUAAUAAGUAACUGAGGCUUUAUUGUUCAAGACCAUCUCAGAGUAAAGAUCAAAAUCAAUAACAAACCUGAUAGUUCAAUAACCUGUUAAUGCUACAAAAAGGGAAAACAAACAUGGACCUGGGCUAUAACUUUUCCUACUGAAGCUAAAUUGAUAUAAAGCAGUCUCCAAUAAUAAGAAAAUCUACAAGAGUCUUUUUAGAUGUUCCUCCUUGCCAAGAGGAGGAACAUGGCUACAAGGACAUCACCAAUUUAGAAUAUGGACUUGAUUUGCAAAACCUUACACAGAUGACUGGUAAAAGGUUAUAAAGAGUAUUAUCUCAUUUAAAACAACAAAAACCAAGAAAUGACAGGGAGAAAAAUUUGAAGAAAGCUUGUUAUCUUCCAACCAGGAGCUCUUAAAACACUUUUGUUUGCCUUUCUUAGAAGAACCUUUUUAGUUAAAAUCCCAUGUAAUCACAGCUUCCUUUUGUUUUCUGGUUUUAUUGAUAAUAGGGAUAUCAAGACUGAUUAUCUCCAGCAAUGUUUCCUUUUCUAUCAAUAUGUAUUCUUUGCUUCAUGGUUUGUUCAGAGAGAAUAAUUUUAAUGUACAAAAAUCAUAAAAAUAAAAAAAAUCUCUAUAAAAAUAAUGUAAUUUGACUGAAAACAAGAAGCGAAGUUCCUUUUAAAAUAACUACAAAUUGCUGUCUACCAAGGGACACUCAAAAUCUAUGCAAUUGCAGAUGCUCCUAAAAGACAGAGGCAAAAAAACUCUUAAAUACAAUCUUGCCUAAGUAUCUAAUUUAUAGGCUUGGUGCUAUACUAAUAAAACUACCAAUGGGAUGCUUGAUUUGAGCUAGAAAAUUUAAUCAUCCAACUGGAAGAAAUAAGCAUUUACAAUCUCAUGGGAAAUAGAUAAUAGGAAAAAGUAAGGGUGAAAGCGCAGCUAGGUGUUCAAACAAUACUUCUGAUCUGUGUGAACCUGGGCAAGUCACUUAAUCCAAUUUUGCCUAAGGAAAAAAAAGGAUAAAAAGAUUAAUUUUAUUGUAAAUCAUAUUGUCAAAUAAUAAUUGUUAAAACAUUACCAUUAACAAAAAAAUAAACAGGUUUAAUAAGAGUUGUAAGGAAUACUGGGAGGCAAUUAGGCCAAAUUGGGAUUUAGAUAAACAUGUAUAUUCAUAUAAUAAGUUCAAAAUAAAUUCGCAAUUUGAAUAUUAAAAGUCCUACCAUAAAAACAAAAAAAAAGAAAAGAUAAGGUGCCUUUCACAGCUAUGAUGGAGUGACUUAAAAUAAGGGAUUGAAAUGAUUACAAAAGAAAAUGAAUAAUUUCAAUCACAUGAAAUUGUAACUGGAAUGAGAAGGAAAAAACAGAAGACUAAGGAAAAAAAUCUUGGUAUCUAAUAUCUCUAAAUAGGGUUUGAUAUGAAAUACUUAAGGGCAGUAGGAAGGGAACAGAUUUUUACUAUACCAAAAACACAUGUACCCAUAUAUAUGCACCAACAAUAAUUUACUGAUAAAGGAUCACAAGUGAUUAACAAUAUGAAAGAAUAUUCUAAUGCAGUAAUAAGAGAAAUGCAAAUAAAAUUGGAAACAUAGUAGAUAGCUGUCAGUUAGGAAUGCUUCAAAUCAUCAAGGAUUUUGUUAUAUAUAUGCAUGCUUUACAUAAAAAUAUAUAUAUGCAACUAUAUAUGUGUAAAUAUAUAUGCAACUUCUUCACAAUUUGAAUUCAUAUUAGUUAACAACUUAUGUGUAAUGCUAUAUAAAACACGUAAUUAAUUGCCUUAGUAGGAGUAUGUAUAUAUAUAUUUUUCUAUCAUUGUCCAACUCAUUUGUAUCCAUGUCAGAAUAUGUAUGAACACAGGACAGUUAGUGGCUCAAUGGAUAGAGCACCAGCCUUGAAGUCAGGAGAACCUGAGUUCAGAUUUGACCUCAGACACUUAACACUGCCUAGCUGUGUGACCCUGGGCAAGUCACUUAACCCCAAUUGCCUCAGCAAAAAAAAAAAAAAAAAAAGUACGUAUGCGUUAACAUGACCAUCAGCUGGCACUCUAGAUUAUAAUGCCCAUUAAUGUCGAUUUGUUUUUACCAUAAUUACUCAAAUCAAUAGUGGUUUAUUAACAGAUAAUUAUCACCAUUUUGCAUCUAAGAAAACUGAAACAGAGAAAGGUUAAGUAAUUUACUCAGAGCAACACAGAAAAUAAAUUAGUUGAACUCAUCUUCCUGAUUCCAUGUACUAUUCCAUGUACACUGUUUUGCCUAAAAUAAAAACUUUUUUGUCAUUCAAAAUCCUUCACAAUCUGGCUCCAAACUGCCUUUUCAAAAGACUUAUACACAUAUGUACACUUCACUUUAUAAUCCAAACAAGCGACCUUCCUAUUUGUCACAUACAACCUUCCAUAUAGCAUAUAUAGGUCCUUGUGUAGAUUGUCCUCCAUGCUUCCAUUACAAAUCACUUAUGCAUAUACUUAGUCUAUUUGAGCUUUUCUUUCCAUCUUUAUUUUCUGUAUUUCUAUUUCUAUGUCAUUGUGGAGCCUUAACAUUAGAAUUGAAAAGUGUCCUACUAUCACUGAUGAGAAUUGUUGUCCUUCCAAUUUCAUCUUUAGAUACUCUCAAAAUUACCUGACUUAUUGGACCUUUUGCUAAACUUCUCUAAAAUAGUUUUUCUCCCUACUAUCUAUCUCUAUUUUAUGAAGCAUUAAGAUAGAGGAUCUUUCAUGACCUGCCUAUAAGGUUGUUCUGCAUUAUUAUCUUUGCAUGAAUGUCCCAGCAAUUUCUGAAUAUAUUGUAUAUAGCCCAUCUCUCCUUGGAAUUGAAUCCACUCUUAUAACAAUGAGAAACAGUUAAAAUAACUGAUAUACUCUGUGUAUAACAAUAUAUGUAACACUGUUCCCUGCCUUUGAAAAGAGAAUUCAAGUUUCCUUAUCUGGUUCCUUAUUCAGGUUUCACUGGAACCAAGAUUAGUUAUUAUAAUUAUUCAGUGUUUAGUUUCCUUUUAAUGUUUUUAUUUAUACUACUAUAGUAAAAUUGUGUAUUUUGUUCUGUUUUUACUCAUCAUUCUGUAUCAAUUCAUAAAAAAUCGUCCUAUAUUUUUGAAUUUUUGUUGGUCCUUUUUUUUUUUUAAUACUAUUGUUAAAUUCAUAUACCACAUUUUGUUCUGCUAUUCCUUAAUUUGUGCUUACCCACUUUGUUUCCAGUUUUUUGCUAUCACCAAAAUAAAGUGCUGCUAUGAAUAUAUGGGUA